Messenger RNA from Pochonia chlamydosporia 170, 621 nucleotides. RefSeq lists its product as hypothetical. The record is from RefSeq and is a predicted model, not a curated record. The transcript has a single exon. The coding region runs from base 1 to 621 and encodes 206 amino acids. Lineage: Eukaryota; Fungi; Ascomycota; Sordariomycetes; Hypocreales; Clavicipitaceae.
AUGACGAUCUCUUGUCAGCUAAGCACGCUAUAUGACCAACCCAUUGAGGGCAUAUUCGUGGAGUUCAAAUGCGUGGAGCAUCCGCAAAACUCCUUUGAGGGAUAUUCCGACCAGUCAGGCAUGAUAGAUGAAUGGUUUAGCUCUCUCAAUCGCGAACUCCAGUCUGUCCCAUGCACCCCGGGCGAAGACUUGCAUUGGCAAAUGCGAUUUCAUCUCCAGCCUUUCUUUGGGGAGACAUACUUCCCAGAAAUCUGGAAUACUCUUUGGGUACCAAAGGAAGAAGAUUCUCAUGUUGUCAUUAAGAUUGACAAGAACAUGUACGCAGUCAUCAGGGACGACAUCUUGCAUGGGGCGACACUCCGAACUGAAACUGUUUCUAUUCAUGGGCCACGAAGCCCAAGGGCGAUCCACAAUCUACCUGGUUCGGGUGAUGUGGAAAUUCGCGUUACCACCCCCCUUCCAUACGAUAGAAUCUCUGGAUUUAAUGAGCCCGUCUGUGUAAGCGCCGGGCCAGAUGUGAUUGAUGCAGCCCCUUGGCUAGAAGAAGAACCUAAAAAAAGAAAGAGGGGUGUGCCUCGCCCAGAGCAGUUGAGGCGCUCAGCCAGGCUUGCACAGUCAUAG